Aspergillus tanneri is the source of this 1755-nucleotide messenger RNA. RefSeq names its product gamma-glutamyltransferase. The record is from RefSeq and is a predicted model, not a curated record. Bases 1 to 1755 code for a protein of 584 amino acids. Gene Ontology annotation, molecular function: glutathione gamma-glutamate hydrolase. Gene Ontology annotation, biological process: glutathione catabolic process. Lineage: Eukaryota; Fungi; Ascomycota; Eurotiomycetes; Eurotiales; Aspergillaceae. The transcript has 7 exons. Gene Ontology annotation, cellular component: plasma membrane.
AUGUUUCGUGUUUUGAGGAUCACUGCCGUCACCGCUCUACUACUAGUAUUACUAGUGGUGCACUCACCGGGUGUGCUGGGUUCCCCGAUUGACCUUGCAUGGCGUCUAAAAGAUGGCCAGAUCAAUGGUUUUCAUAAAAUCGAGGAAGGCAAACGGGGUGCAGUAGCCAGUGAGAGUGCCAUAUGUAGUCGUCAAGGAACAAAGAUGCUGGAGCUGGGUGGAAAUGCUGCUGAUGCUAUGGUUGCGACGGUUUUCUGUGUCGGGGUAAUUGGUAUGUACCAUAGCGGAAUUUCAGGAGGUGGUUUCAUGUUGGUGAGAACCCCUGGUGGUGAGUUCGAGUCCAUCGACUUUCGUGAAACUGCACCAGCCGCGGCAUUCGAAGAGAUGUUCCGCAAUAACACUGGCGCUGCAACCACAGGUGGAUUGGCCAGUGGCGUGCCAGGUGAAAUCCGAGGUUUGGAGCAUCUUCAUACAAAGUACGGCCUCCUACCAUGGUCAACCGUCAUGCAACCCGCGAUACAAAUUGCGCGCAACGGCUUCCCCGUUACUGAAGAUCUAGUUCGUUAUAUGAAAUUGGCCGUUGGUGAUGGAGAGGACUUUCUGACUUCAGAUCCGACGUGGGCCAUUGACUUUGCCCCUAACGGGACACGUUUGGGUCUUGGAGACACUAUCACUCGUAAACGCUAUGCUGAUACGCUUGAGACUAUCGCCAAAUAUGGACCAGAUUCCUUCUACUCUGGUCCCAUAGCAGAGACAAUGAUACAGGCAUUGCAAGCUGCCAAUGGUACAAUGACACUCGAAGAUCUCCGCAAUUACACCAUUGCUAUUCGAAACGUGUCAGAGAUCGACUACCGAGGAUAUAAGAUUACGAGCACAACCGCUCCGUCCAGUGGAACCGUCGCGAUGAAUAUAUUGAAGGUGCUGGGCACGUACGGCGAUUUCUUCACACCGGAUAACGUGAAUCUAAGUACCCAUCGAUUGGACGAAGCCAUGCGCUUUGGAUACGGUCUGAGAGCCAACUUGGGCGAUCCAUCUUUCCUUGAAGGGAUGGAUGCAUACCAGGAGGAUAUGUUGACGAAAGCAACAAUAGACGAAAUUCGUCAGAAGAUAUCCGAUAUCCGAACGCAGAAUGUGUCAGUUUAUGAUCCGAGUGGUUAUGAGAGUCUUGAAACACCGGGAACGUCGCAUAUCGCCACAGCCGAUCAUUCUGGAUUUGCUAUUUCCACCAUCACCACAAUCAACCUGCUUUUUGGUAGUAAGGUCAUGGUACCGGAAACGGGAAUUAUAAUGAAUAAUGAGAUGGAUGAUUUCUCAGUUCCUGGCUCGUCAAACUCCUUCGGGUACAUUCCCUCAAAGGCAAACUUUAUUCGGCCUGGGAAACGCCCGCUGUCGUCCAUCACUCCGGCCAUUGUUACACGUCCUGAUGGAACGGUGUUCUUUAUUGCUGGAUCUGCGGGUGGUAGUCGAAUCAUUACCGCGACUGUUCAGAACAUCAUCCAUGCCGUUGACGAGGGAUUGUCUGCAGCGGAGGCUUUGGCUAAACCACGUUUACACGAUCAGCUCGUCCCCAACCAAAGCGUUUUUGAAUAUACUUAUGACAACGCGACCGUUGCCUUUAUGAAAGCCAAGGGUCACAAUGUUACGUGGGUUGCUCCAGGCAGCAGCACUGCUCAAGCAAUCCGAGUGCUUCCUAAUGGAACCUUUGAUGCUGCAGGAGAACCAAGACAGUUAAACUCUGGUGGAUUUGCUGUUUAG